This is a messenger RNA of Pungitius pungitius (ninespine stickleback), 4797 nucleotides long. RefSeq lists its product as uncharacterized. The transcript is spliced from 13 exons. The record is from RefSeq and is a predicted model, not a curated record. Lineage: Eukaryota; Metazoa; Chordata; Actinopteri; Perciformes; Gasterosteidae. The coding region runs from base 2528 to 3919 and encodes 463 amino acids.
AGCUAAACUGAAAUCAAGGCCUCCUCUUUUUGAUUUCAUUUUUUUAAUGAGUUCAAUUUCAUUAAAGACAAUAAACAUUUGAUAAAAGCUAAAAUAUGAUGCUGGGUUGAGAUAGCCGAUCAGUUUUAAAAAGCAGAAAACCCCUGAAAUGAAAAAUAUCUCAGAAGAUGAAAGUCUGCCCACUAUUUAACAAUGUCUCAAGCUGGAAUAGGGAAAAAAAGUAAGGUGUUAACAUACGUGUUCAAUGGUAAAUGCAUUUGUGUAGGUCGAUGUGCUGACAUGGUAACACGGGGAAUUCUCUUAUAGAGUAACCAGCUGUGUACAAACAUGUAAUAGUAAUUAGAGCCCCGUUACAGGCUGCAGACACACAAGCCUGCUGCUGUUUUCAGUCUCACGUUCCUUUUAGUUGUCAAAGGUUGUGAAAGUUGAGAUGAAUUAGAUGUAAACUUUAAGAAAGCGAUUUGUCUCUGUUAUAGCUGUUACAUGUGAAAAUGUGUCAAAUGUGUGUCCAGUUUUUCAGUAUAUAAAUAAACUCUGUGGUCGGACGACAGAGCGGAAACAACGGGCAUCGUCAUACAGCUCUGAAAUGACUGAAGAGUAAUCUUAGUUCUCAUGGAAAAUAGUAUUCGUUAACACCCACUACUUCCUUCAGCCUGACCAGUAACAGUCCUGUUUGAUGUCCUCUUUUCAAAGUCGCCUGCGAGAGUUCAACGUUGGUACAUUUCUUUUAUGAAGUAGUUUCAGGAGUGAGGAAUUAAUUUAGGUUUAGAUAAGUUCUGAAUCACUAAUACUCAGACUUUCAUCACUGCUGUGAUUUUUGUGUGAUUUGAAAAACACGCCCUUCUUUUAAUCUUCUUUGAUUUAAUGGAUCUGCGGUUGGUUCUGACAAGUUGGAGGCGUCAGGGAGGAUUCAGGCUCCUCAAAUGUCUGAGUGGGCUCCCCAUCAUGGCCCUUCGCCUCAUCCUGUGAGGACACAGCUCAGUUAUCGAAGAACCAACAGCCAGCUGGACUACGAGCAGGACUGAAGAAUAAUGAUGCUUGUGGUGCCUUUGAUUGUUGGGUCGUCCAGGAACUGCACUGAGCGCCAAAAGAAAGUACUCUCUGUGAAAGCAAUUCUCAUCAGAUGUUAAACUGAUUGGUAAAAUUAUACAAAUAGCAUUACAGGCUGCCAGUGUGCGCUGUGAAUAAAUUAAUGUGAAUAAAUUGAUGGAUUUUAGGACAACGGUUUAGGUGCUAUCUUCAUUAAGGUCCAGAGAGUCAACUACUUUUUUCCCAGGGUAUCAAAAAAAAAAAAAUCUGUCAAUGGGCAAAGAAUGGAGGGGAAGUGGCAAAGAUUGCAGUGAUUUAAUCCCUGUGACAUCUUAUUUCACGGUGACAGUCUUAAUGAAUAGCAGAGACUCAAGCUUGAAAUGAGUGAUUCUUUGUGCAGGAUGCAGCAUUGCAGGCCGGGGAAGCUUCCCUUCCUGUGAUUCCAGGCCUCCAUGUGGGCAGAGGGUGUCCACAGGCCCAGCAGGAGGCCUUCUGCACCCCUGUGAAGUUGGUCUCUAGUUCAGUAUAAAAUGAUGUUGAAGUGAGGAUGAAGGACAGAGAAAGAAGUAAAAACAUGUUUUGCAUGCAGUAAAACAUGUUAUUUGUUUGCAUGAGGUAGUGACAGAAAGACAUGUCAAUAUUUGCUUGUUUACACAGUGGUCACAACUUGUUCUGAGGGCAAAGUCUUCUUGAACCAUCACAUGACACACAGAGGAAUCAGAAAAUAGCCGAGUUUGGUAGUAUUGCUGUUCUACCGCUGAUUAUUUACCACGUGUGCGUCCACGUCACGGCUGCUAUUGGAAUGUUUGGGGCUAGCUGUGUUCUGACAGUUUACGUAUUUCUUCCGAAAACCUCGGUACGAUGUCCUUUAGUGCGCCUUGCUUCCCAACAUAGCUCAGAGUCCUGAGACAUGACAGCGUCAAUCUGUCUUUUUCCCUCACUUUAUCUCCCCUCCCACUCCCACCCUGCUGCCUCUCUCACGUAGCUCACUCCUGUUCCAUCAUUUCCUGUUGAGUCACCAGCGGAGUCAGACUGCACCAUGUUUCACAGUUUAUUGCUCCCUUCCUUGCUCUCCCCCUCCACUUUCCUGGUCGUAGAUGUCUCAGUGAUCAUUAGAAUGUCCCAGUGUGGCAUUGUAAAAGUCCUCCAGCGGAGGAGUCCAGAAGAAGUAAAAGCAGAUGUGGGAGUCCCUUCCUGGCAACACGACUGUUCACGCGGCAAAUGAAUCGGUGGAUUACAGGAUUUUCUGCACUGCUAACUUCAAUGUGAUUUGCCAACUGUGUUGAUUUAUGUCUUUGGAAAAUGUUUCCUUAUUGCGACUGGCUACUUGAAGCGGUGCUAGGAAGUGAUGCUGUAGUGAGCUGAAACCGACCUGAACAUAUUGAAGCUUCAGUACCGUAGAGCCGAGGGAUUGAAGAGGACACAUAAAGAGGAAACCCUGGGGCUCCUCAGCAGACAGAAACGUGAGUUCAAAAGGCUCGAGGAGGAACAAGAAGAAAUGUCAUGCACUCUCAGAGUCUCUCUAAGUCGUUUCAACCGCUGGACUGAUGCUAGAGUUGUUGAAGACCUUAGUGUCAUUUCGGCCAGUGGAGAAAGAAUAGAUGAAGAGCUGGAAGCAGAAAAGGGCCAAUUGGCUUCCUUGAAAGAUCAGAUUUCAAAAUUUGAGAGGAAGUUGGCAGGACAGAAGACGUGUUGGCAAACAACGCACCAUAGAAGGGAAUUAAUAAAAAACACCUGUAUCAUAGAAAGCAAACUCUACAGGGGCCGCGCCUGCCUCAAUAAGAUGAUGACCAGUAAUAGAGACUUGAGGGAGGAUCUGAAGACACUGCAGGAGGAGAAGAAACUAUUUCUACAAGUUCAGUCUCAUCUGGAAAGGGAGCUGGAGGCCAUUCACAAGGGCAUUUUGAAUUUCAGGACUAAAUGCAUAGAGGCUUUCAACGCCAGUGUGAUGAUCCAGGAAAGCCAGAGCAUGCUCAUGAACCAGAAUGCGAAGGAUGUUUUUCACUACAUUAGACAGAGGAGCAACCUGGAACAAGAAAUCUCUCAUUUCCACAACUUUGAGGUUUUCCUUGGUAGAAAGGCAAUUGUACGCAGCAACCAAGACACCGACCACAGAAAAGUGAAGCACAAGCAACUAGAGUCUAAGGAAUUGGCACCCGGCUACUUUGAGGAAGCGAUCAAAAUAAUCCUCACAAAAACUAAAGAGGUCAACCUGGAAGAAUUGGUCAGGAACUUUAUAGAAAUGGAGGAGCAGAACUACAGGCUGCUGAUAUUUGUCAACAAUCAGCACGCUGAUGAAGAGGCCAUUCGAAGGAAGCUCUCCCAGAUUGAAAAAGGCAAAGGGCUCUUUGAGGCUGAGGAGCAGCGGCGGCGUCCGGCACUUGGGAAGAAAGCUUCCGUCGAGCAAGAGACGACUGAGCAACAUCUGGCGGGUUAUCGACAGCGUGUUGAGUUCAUUGAAAAGCUCCUCCACCAGCUCAAAGAAGGUGUUGGAUCCUUGCUUCGGAUCAGCGGUGACAGCUCUGGGACCAGCAAACAGUUGGGCUCCUCUGACGGAGUCCAAGAGGAAAACACCGUGGAGAACCUGAUAAGGGUGGAGAAGAGAGUCAGCGAGCUUCUCACUCUGCAGUCACUCAUUCACUUCCAGGAAAACCUCAACCCGUGGGACAUUGAUGGUCUCACUACCAUCGCUGAGCAGCUCGUGGGGACGUCGCCCCCGGCUGACCACCAACCAACUGCUGCUGGGAUUCCUGCACCACUCUUCAGCGAUGACCCAGACUUGGUGGCGCCGUUACUGCUCGAGGCAAAGGAGCCAGUGAGCAGAGAGGAUCUCCUGACACUGGUCCAGAAGAGGGUCAGUGUAACUGAAAGGAUUUCUCAAUUUGAUUGAAAAUGUGUAUUUGGUCAGCCCUUCUCAGAUCUCAGUUAAAGUGGUUGAUUACAGCACUGAAGUUAGGAAUCUGUGGUGGCCUACAUCCAGAUAAUCAACCCUCCCGUGUUUACGUUACAGCAGUGGUGGGCCAUCGAGGCCAAAUAAGCCUUCUCUGCAGGCCUAAACAGAAUCUCAAAGUUAUAACUAUUUAAUACAUCAUUAUUUUAUAAAUACAGCCCCUAUGUCUCUAUGUAAGAGAGGCCUGGUGUCCUCUAGAUGGCUUAGCAGAUUUAAGUAUAUGGGGAUGAUAUUGUUGAUUGUCAAUGGUCUCUUAAAACCAUCAGAUCUUUAGUUUGACAUGUUGGGGUAUUCUUUGAUGUGCCACUAGUACCGAGGUAGCUUCAUCUGUACGGCCGCAUUAACAUGCACUCUGAUUGGUCAGUGGGCCAGCGUGACUUUUGUCAAUCAGAAAGUUAGCUCGCAGAUCUUAGUGUUUACUAAGAGUUCAGGAUCAACUUUGUCUGUAAACAAAAGCAGCAUUUGGUAAGUGAACUGUUUUUAAUGUUUUAUCUUCUGCAGUUUUGUGUUAAUAUGUCUGUGAUCUUUUUAUUAUAUAGUUAAUAUCGUUCCCUCGAAUCUAAAUAAUAUUUGAAUGUGUUGUAAAUAAAUGUGUCAGGUUCCUGUCAUUGAGUUAACUACAUUGAUCUGACUUUAUACAUUGUUCGUUAAUCACAUUUUGGUAUAUUGCAUAAUUAUGUACAUUUGUUUUCGGUCAGUAGUCAAUUCGAUCAAUUUAUUUUGAUUUGUUGCAUUGAAGCCUGAGCUGUUCAGAAUGCUCUCAGCUGGCAACAAACAUUCAUGGAUGUCCUGAGAUCAAUUCUGCAAACAGAGACAGG